AUGUCGACAACCACAGCGACCGCAACAGCCUCCGCGUCAACGUCCGGCAUCGAACUGACGCCUAUCCCACCCCAAAUCAACCAAAAAUCACCCGGUGCAAGUGUCUCUCAAACGGACGAUGAUAGCAGCAAUGAUCCGGUUCUUCAAGCCUCGCGUCUUGCGGAUUCCUCUGUGCCGGAAGGCGGCUACGGCUGGGUCGUGGUGACGGGCUGCUUCGUCAUUGCGUGGUGGAUCAUUGGUACAUCGUAUUCCUGGGGUGUCAUCCAAAGCGCUCUCGUCGACGAUGGCCUCGCCACGCCCGCCGUGCUCUCUUUCGUCGGGUCGUUGGCAGCAGCCCUUAUCUCGGCAAUGGCCAUCAUCAACUCGCGCGUCAUGCGUCGCUUCGGCCCUCGAAGGGUGGGUUUGCUGGGAAUCGCACUGAUUGGGCUGAGUGAGAUUCUCAGCAGCUUUGCUGUCAAGAACGUCGGGGCGCUCUUUGCUACCAGUGGCUUUAUGAUGGGAUUAGGUAUGAGCCGAAAGCGUGGCCUGGCAAAUGGCAUCGUCUUCGCCGGUGGCGGCCUCGGCGGUGCUGUGAACAGCUUCGCCUUGGAUGCACUCCUCAAUCACCUCGGUCCGGCCUGGGCAUACCGUGUUCUUGCUCUCGUCACCUUGGCUACCGGUCUUCCAGCUGCAUGGAUCAUCAAGGAGCGGGUUCCAAUCAGGAGCUCCGGAUUCGUUGAGUGGCGCCUCUUCAAGUCCUUCACCUUUCUGGUCAUCUUCCUUGCCGGAGCUGUGGGCACAUUCCCUCUCUUCGUGCCACCAUUCUUUCUGCCACUCUACUCGAAAUCCAUCGGCCUCUCAUCCUCAACAGGAGCAGGCCUCGUUGCAGGCUUCAACUUCUCCUCGGCCAUAGGCCGCAUCUGUUGUGGCGUUCUUUGCGACCACUUCGGCGCCCUUAACGUGUUGUUUGCCUCACUGUUCUUGUCGGCCGUUAGCGUCCUCGCCAUCUGGCCGGUUUCAACGACAUUGGCGCCCAUGAUUUUGUUCGUCAUUGUCAACGGCAUCUCCAACGGUGGCUUCUUCUCGACCAUGCCCACCGUCGUUGGUAAUGUGUUCGGAUCCGCCCGAGUAUCGGUCGCGAUGAGCAUGAUCGUGACCGGUUGGGCCGGCGGUUAUCUCAUGGGUGCGCCCAUUGCUGGUUAUCUACUCGAGGCGUAUGGAGGUGAGGACAAUGGACUACAAGCCUACCGUCCUGCCAUGUUCUAUGCCGGAUCAUUAUCGCUUGCAUCGGCCGGGCUGAUUGCCAUGGUGCGCUUCCGGAUGAACAGAAAGAUCUUGGCCAAGUUGUAA
Colletotrichum chrysophilum is the source of this 1329-nucleotide messenger RNA. RefSeq lists its product as uncharacterized. NCBI's taxonomy places the organism in Eukaryota, Fungi, Ascomycota, Sordariomycetes, Glomerellales, Glomerellaceae. The record is from RefSeq and is a predicted model, not a curated record. Gene Ontology annotation, cellular component: fungal-type vacuole membrane. The coding region runs from base 1 to 1329 and encodes 442 amino acids. Gene Ontology annotation, biological process: transmembrane transport. The transcript has 4 exons. Gene Ontology annotation, molecular function: transmembrane transporter activity.